Molecule: messenger RNA, 3511 nt
Organism: Coturnix japonica (Japanese quail)
Lineage: Eukaryota; Metazoa; Chordata; Aves; Galliformes; Phasianidae
Source: RefSeq, a predicted model, not a curated record
UGCGGUUUGGAGUUCUUGUUCAUUCCAUCUGAACAGAGUAUAGGUGGGGAAAACUCCCUGUGAGCAAAAAGCUUGCAAGGCUCAGGGUUUUGUCAGUUGAAUCCUGCUCUUGCAUUUGCAGUUCACUUUGUGGCACAAAAAAAAAGGUACUGAAACCUGCAGGGAAAAAGGGUUAAAAAGAACCUUCCCUUUCACCUUAUGCAAAUACACAGAAAUACUUGGCCAAGAACGGUAUGUCAGGAGUGCUGCUGGGGAUGUGGAACAGCUGUUUGUUUUUUGUCCUCCCCCAAAGUACUAUCUAUUUAAAUAUUGACAUGAUCUCUUGCUAAAACGCCUUUCUUUCUUCAUUAUACUUUUGUGGUUCAUUAUUAAGUAAGGAAUGGAGAAGAGGGAGACAUUUGUAUAUGUUCAUCCAUUUUGUUGGAAAAAUCUGUUUUGUAUUCUCUGAGAAAUACACCGAUGUUCUCUGAUUAGUUUAAGUAGUUUCACCAAGGCCCACACAUUGGUACUGCUGCUUCUUUCUUUCAUGUGUUUGUUGCGUUUUAUAAUCUGAACAGGCUAUCUGAACAUACAGAAAAAUGAGAACUUUCAGACAAUAUAGCCCUGAAAUCGCAGAUAAUUGUGCAGAUAAUCUUGCAAAAUGAACACUAUAAGUAAUAUUAACAUAGAGCAAACCUUAGCAGUUGUAAAUGUGAGGUUUACGUGUUCCAUAUUUGAUAAACAGUCCUAAACAAGGUCCUUCACUGCUUCACUUAGCACCGUGAUAGCUUUAAUCAUACCCCAUGUAUCUAUUUUGCAGAGACUCGCCUAGGUUACUGCAUCUAAGAUUAUAUAAAUAUUCAAGGCAAUAUAAGUGUUAAAGAAUCAGCAGUAUUUUGUGACUUUAAACAUCUUGCAUUACAAAGCUCUUGAACAGGGACAGUAAAAAUACAGCUCCUUAGGCUCCAGAGGAAAGGCUCCAGCAUGUGGUUACUGUUACCCCGAGGUAUUACCUUUUAAAAUCAGUGGAUCAUAGGAGAAUACAGUUAAGCAUGAACGUGGGCAUUGUUGAGACCUUGAUCAUUAAUUGUAGUUCAAAUUAAAAUGCGUUUCAUUUAAAAGUCAAAUGAAUUUUACAAAGGUGUUGUGCAUGUGAUACAGGCCUUUAAGGUGCUAUUUGAAAUAACUGGGAACUUUUGUUUCUUUUGAUAGGAGACAGCAAGCCUAUUAUCUUUAUAUGCUGUCUUUUCAUAGGCUUUAUUUAGACGGACAUGCAGCUGUAUGAAAAGCAAUGAACUGUUUGUUUUUGAAUAAUAAUACGUAUGUGUGCUAAUUAUCCCUCACACAAGGAUUUACCUUUUCUGUUGAAGGAGUUGACAGAACCAGAUGAUUUGUCAAGGUUGGGGCUUCAUUCACUGAAGUGUCCAUCCCAGUCAUCAUUAAUUUAGAAGCAAUCACUUAAAAAUAAAGCAGAAAAUAUCUUUUAGAAUAUAUAGGCUCUGGAGCAUAGGAGCGUAAAGUCAGUGAAACUGACUUGAACUGGCUAUCUGCACAAUCUGUUUCUCAAAUACAGAAAGAUUUUACUGAGAAUCCAGAAUGCAGUUUGGAGGAGACCCAGAGUUUGAUGUUGAAAUGAUUUGGGUGACUACAAAUCCCAUGGAGCAUUGCCAUCGGCGUGUUUGUGCAAGCGGAUUGGCAUCCUGCAGGGACCAAUGGCAGGCGGAGAAUUCAAGACAAUUCAUGUGUGUCAGCUCUCUGUAUUAAAAAGCGCUGGAGAGAGCUGCAGACCUGUGUGGAAAUCGCCUGUUUCCCUGGGCUGCUAUUAAACCUAUUUGUGAGCCGUGUAUCGAUAUAAUAUUUUAAACCUGCUGUGCCUCAGCUUGUAAAAGCCUGCCGGACCAGCCCCGAUGGAUGCAAUUUUGAACUGCAGACUGGAUGAGUUGGAAGAUUACUACAACUUGCUGGGAUGUGAUGAACUGUCUACGGUUGAACAAAUUCUUGCAGAAUUUAAGAUUAAAGCCCUCGAGUGUCAUCCUGACAAACACCCAGGAAACCCCAAAGCAGUGGAGAAUUUCCAGAAGCUGCAGCAAGCUAAGGAGGUUCUUAUCAACGAAGAGAGUCGAGCGCGCUAUGAUUACUGGAGGAGAAGCAAAAUCACCAUUCCUUUCCAGCAGUGGGAGGCCUUGAGCAGCUCUGUGAAAACGUCGAUGCACUGGGCUGUCCAAAAUAAGAAGGAUCAAAUGCUGGAAGCUCCUGACUUGAACAAUAGCAACAACUUAACUAAUGAGAUUUGGACCCAGAAAACUGAAAACAGUGAAGAUGGAUUGUCCGAUGGGAACAGGGAGCAAGAUGUUGCAAUUCCUGAUGUAAAACCACAGUCUUCAAAGAAUCCAGACUCCCCAAGAUUUUCAGAGGGAAACUACUGGCACUUACGUUUCCGCUGGUCAGGGGAUGCCCCAUCAGAUCUUCUGAGGAAAUUCAGAAAUUAUGAGAUCUAAAAUGCAAAAUACACAGGAGUGUGAGGUCAUCUAUUCAACAACUCGGUAUUAUUUGCAGCAGUUUUAAGUUAUUUGUAUUUUGUAUUCAUUCACUGUGAUUUGAGCGUUGUUUGAAUAAAUGCAACAUCUGUAUCUGUUAACACACAUUCUAUGGUCAUUACAGGCGGAGGUCUGUUUUAAUAAGAAGGUUCAGUAAGCAAAGCCCUUUUCAGUACUAAUGUCAAGCAAUCUGGUGUAUUUACCUAAUGUCUUGUAUACUGUUUCUUGUGUUUUUAAAUAUUGUGUAGUAAGUAAUGUGUUUUUUAGUUCUGUGAUAAUAAUAUUUUCUCAGCAGAAACAAAAGUCAAUGCUAGAUUCCAAGAUGUUACUCUGUUAAAUGAUGAUCUACCAAAAACUGUAUGACAAUGGACUUGAAACUGUGCUUGCUUCUAAACUAUGUACUUUGGUUCUCUACUGCAUUGUACUUACCACAGUGAUUUGUAAUGCAUGCAUUCAUGAUACUUCUACAAGCCUAACUUGUUGGACAGUUGUAAUUUUACAAUAUAAAGGAAAUAAGAACCUUAUUAUUAUCCAGCAAGUAACCAUGGUGGAUCAAAAAUCACAUGCGUUCUGUCAUAAUAAGUAAGCUUUUUGCACCAACAAUUUGUUUUAGAAGGCAAUUCCAGAACCUUGCUUUACUGGACAGAAACUCUUCUUGUAAAGAUUUGUUGGUGGAAAUCCAAUACCUCUUGUAUGCCAGUGUUGUCCUAGCUUAGUAGUUACUUUCUUCCCUUCUGUGGCCUCACAAACAGCAUACAAAACCCUGAUAUGACCCUAAUUAUGAAGAAUCAGGCCAGCCUGCACUAACAUGUCAAAAAUUUAUCAUGUAAGAUUUUAAACAUGUUGACUGACUUCUCAAAUCCUGUGUUGUGUGUAGUUUGCAUUUGCUUCCUUCUUUGUAAUCCUGACUAAUAUAUCAGCUAAUUGGCGUUGUGUUUUUGUGUGGGCAAGUGAUUCCGACAGCAACAAAUAAAACUGCAUACAUACAGAAAGGA